This is a messenger RNA of Sycon ciliatum, 1637 nucleotides long. Its product is annotated as succinate--CoA ligase [ADP-forming] subunit beta, mitochondrial-like. The record is from RefSeq and is a predicted model, not a curated record. Bases 130 to 1452 code for a protein of 440 amino acids. Lineage: Eukaryota; Metazoa; Porifera; Calcarea; Leucosolenida; Sycettidae. Gene Ontology annotation, cellular component: mitochondrion; succinate-CoA ligase complex. The transcript has 11 exons. Gene Ontology annotation, biological process: succinyl-CoA metabolic process; tricarboxylic acid cycle. Gene Ontology annotation, molecular function: ATP binding; succinate-CoA ligase (ADP-forming) activity; metal ion binding.
GUGUCGGUUGGGGUUGAAGUGACUUUUUCUGUUUUCAUGAAACAAGGCUUUGGACGUUUCGUUGAAGAGUUCUUGGAAGUAAUAGUUACCGCCGUUGUUUGCUAGGCUAGCCUGCUGGGCCUGCCAGCGAUGGCUUCCUGUGGGCAGUUCGCAGGAAUGCUUUCCAGAACCCUGGCCGCUGGGCAGAACAAUUUCACUCAACAAGCCCGACGAUUUCUUUCCGUCCACGAGCAUUUCAGCUGGGGAUUAUUGCGGGACAAUGGAGUUCCUACUCCCCGAGGAGAGGUGGCCCGCUCUGCAGAAGAGGCGCAUAAAAUUGCCCAGGAUCUCAAUUGCAAGGAUAUGGUGGUGAAGGCGCAAGUUCUUGCCGGUGGUCGAGGCCUUGGUCAGUUCGACAGUGGCCUAAAGGGUGGCGUCAAAAUUGUCUAUUCGGCUGAUGAGGCAAAGGACAUGGCUGGCCAGAUGAUUGGACACACGCUAGUCACGAAACAGACCGGCGAGCGUGGUCGCAUCUGCGAGAAGGUCUUAGUUUGCGAGCGACUCUACUCGCGUAAAGAAUUCUACUUUGCACUCGUCAUGGACCGUGCGUUCAUGGGCCCUGCAAUUGUUGCCAGCUCAGAGGGUGGUAUGGACAUUGAAAAGGUGGCUGCCACCAACCCCGACGCUAUCAUCAAGGAGGGAGUCGAUAUCAAAGUUGGACUGACGGAAGAGCAGGCACGGCGAGUGGCCGGCAAGAUUGGCUUCGACGAGGCCAGCGUAGACCAGGCCGUUCAGGUUAUGAUGCGCCUGUACGAUCUCUUCUUAAAGCACGACGCGUCGCUGAUCGAAAUAAACCCGCUCUCCGAAGAGAGUUCUGGCAAAGUUAUCUGCAUGGAUGCAAAGAUCAACUUUGACGAUAACGCGCAUUACAGGCAGAAGGAGGUGUUUGGAUUCCGUGACUGGUCGCAGGAGGACGAUAGAGAAGUACGGGCAUCGAAAGCCGACCUGAACUACAUCGGUCUUGAUGGCAGUAUUGGUUGUCUCGUAAACGGUGCCGGUCUCGCCAUGGCAACCAUGGAUAUCAUCAAGCUGCACGGCGGUGCUCCCGCUAACUUUCUCGACGUGGGCGGUGGAGCAACGGCACAGCAGGUCACGGAAGCAUUCAAGAUCAUCAGCGAGGAUCCAAAGGUCACUGCGGUGUUGGUGAACAUCUUUGGCGGUAUCAUGCGCUGCGACAUCAUCGCCAAGGGAAUCAUUCAAGCGGCGACAUCACUGCAGCUCAACAUCCCACUAGUCGUGCGGUUGCAGGGAACGCGAGUAGAGGACGCCAAGGCGCUCAUUGCACACAGUGGCCUGCGAAUCCUACCCGUAGAUGACUUGGACGAGGCAGCAAAAAUGGUGGUGCGACUUAGUAAUAUUGUUUCGCUGGCGAAGGAAUCAUCAGUCGAUGUCUCGUUCUCCUUUCCAAUUUAGUUGAUGUAGUCGACUUUGUUUGUAGAUUUUCAGACCUUAUACUUUGUUCAAGUCCAUUGGCUAUGUUGUCUCUCAUGUUUGAAUCAAUUUGAAUACUCGACUCUGUCUGUGCACCUAAAUAUUAAUUAAUGAAUCCUUCACAUGUGUUUGUCGAUCCCCAGAAUAUACCCUCGUGCCACGAUCAA